This is a messenger RNA of Pimephales promelas (fathead minnow), 1131 nucleotides long. RefSeq names its product membrane-spanning 4-domains subfamily A member 4A. Lineage: Eukaryota; Metazoa; Chordata; Actinopteri; Cypriniformes; Leuciscidae. The record is from RefSeq and is a predicted model, not a curated record.
UGGGCGGAAACAUUCCGAAAUCCCCAUAACAGUCUUUUUCAGGGAUCGGCAGCUAUAAUAUAGCUAUUGUUUUGAUCGCAUAGCCUACCUAACGACCAGCCGAAGAAAAUGACGAGCGAGCCCGAGGCAGAUGUUUCGGAUGUUGCAGCGCAGAGCGCGAGCGAUUCAGGCGACGCUGGGGCGUUAGUGGAAGUUACUUUCCAGAGGAACCCACGUCAAAAAUACAAAUACCUGGAGGCAGAACCCAAGAUUUUAGGGGUGACGGAGAUCGCGCUGAAUGUCUUCUUCAUGGGUCUCGGAAUUCUGUUUUAUUUGGGAAUAUCUUAUGAAUACAAUCAUCCGUAUACUAAGAUAAUCAGUUUUGAAUGGAUGAUAUACAACAUCAUGGGAGCGUUUUCCGCUGUUGCUGGCAUAAUUGCUGGCAGUUUGGCGAUAGCAGCGCAGAAACUCCACUUACCGACACUCAAGGCAUGUUUGGGAAUGCAGGUGAUCACUUGUGUGUUAUAUGCUGGCUAUCUCCUCAACACGAUGACUCCCUCAUCACAUGGUGUCUGCUGGCUUUUCUACCAUUAUAACGAGACAGUUCCUGAAAACAGCACAUGCCUACUUUUAGAGGAGGUACUCACUCAGCUGACUGUAUUGGAUCUACUCAUGGAGUUGACUCAGAUCGCUAUCUCUCUCACUCUGGCCGCGUACUGUUGCAAGGUGAUUCCCUGCUGCACUCCCAGAUCUCAUGUGCCUGUCAUCGCCAUGAUGCGGCCUACAGCUCCACAGUGAAAGUGAUCGUGUGUGCACCUUAAAAGACAUAAUUUUAUCUAAUAAUACUAAUAAAACUGGUACAUUAUUAGACACACCUAUACAUUAUACUAUAUUCAAACAUAUCAAUAUUUCUAUUCAUUUAUUUUUUAUCUAUACAAGGGCAUGAAAACAAUAACGAAGUGUGUCUUUUUUCACUUAUUUCUGAACACUAAAUUUUAGCCAGUUUGAAUUCAUUAAUAUGAAUUAAUAUCGUUACAAUACAAAAUGUAAACGUGUAAGAAUGGCCUUUUACAGAACAUAUACUGUAAGAAUCACUCGCUAUAUGGACAAUGUCAAUACUCAAAUAAGAGGUUAUUAAAAUAUAUAUAUUUU